Molecule: messenger RNA, 647 nt
Organism: Cimex lectularius (bed bug)
Lineage: Eukaryota; Metazoa; Arthropoda; Insecta; Hemiptera; Cimicidae
Gene: crim
Exons: 4
Coding region: 110-601 (163 amino acids)
Biological process (GO): positive regulation of voltage-gated potassium channel activity; regulation of synaptic transmission, cholinergic; sleep
Source: RefSeq, a predicted model, not a curated record
GUCUCGGUGUGGUUUGUUUAGGUUUUUGAACUCGGCCUGUUUAUGUUUUGCUUCAGUGGAUUCAAAUAGUUUUACAUAGUUUUAGUUUUAAUUUUAUAAACUCUUGACGAUGUCAAAGUUAUUUCUGCUCGUUUUCAUCGCCCUGAGUCAAAGAGUUCAAUCGUUUGGAAUUGGAUCUACAUUAUAUUGCUAUCAAUGCGUUUCUACACAGCCUGGGUGUAGCCCUUUUAACUGGUUUUGGCACUGGAGCCAAGCAUGCCCAGAAGAUGGUGACACUUGCGUUAAAGUUAUAGAAAGAAAAGGAGCUUCUGAGGUGGUAACGAGGGAUUGUUUGAGUGCCUUGAAAGGUGUUCGAACCGACAUACCUGCUGACCACUAUGAGGGUUGCAAACCGGCUGCUGUGGAUGUAAAGCUGGGAAAUUAUGUUUUCAGUUCUAUAAAAGAACUGGAUGUUAAAAAAGACUAUUAUGAUGAGACCACAUUUUGCUUCUGUAGUUUUGACAACCGUUGCAAUGGUAGCUCUUCAUUAAAGGUUAAUAAAUCCGUCAUGUUUUCUUUAACAGCAUUAUUUAUGGUUAUACAUUUCUUAAUACUAAGAUAAACGAAUAUGUAUUUGUCAUUUCACCCAAAUAAAAACAUUAUUUUUC